Messenger RNA from Mus caroli (Ryukyu mouse), 645 nucleotides. It is a transcript of the gene Ddt, whose product is annotated as D-dopachrome tautomerase. NCBI's taxonomy places the organism in Eukaryota, Metazoa, Chordata, Mammalia, Rodentia, Muridae. The record is from RefSeq and is a predicted model, not a curated record. Gene Ontology annotation, molecular function: phenylpyruvate tautomerase activity.
GCGCCGCUUUUCUGGAACCUCUACUGGCUCCCACAGCUCACCCGGUGCAGUUACCGUUUGGCGAUCCCACUCUUCUCCCGCUAACAUGCCAUUCGUUGAGUUGGAAACAAACUUGCCGGCUAGCCGCAUACCCGCGGGGCUGGAGAACCGGCUGUGUGCGGCCACAGCCACCAUCCUGGACAAACCCGAAGACCGCGUGAGCGUUACGAUACGACCUGGCAUGACCCUGUUGAUGAACAAAUCCACAGAGCCCUGUGCUCACCUUCUGGUCUCUUCCAUCGGUGUUGUGGGCACCGCGGAGCAGAACCGCACUCACAGCGCCAGCUUCUUCAAGCUCCUCACCGAGGAGCUGUCCCUGGACCAGGACCGGAUCGUUAUCCGCUUCUUCCCCUUGGAGGCCUGGCAGAUCGGAAAGAAAGGAACUGUCAUGACGUUUCUGUGACGGAAACAAAGAACCCAGGGCGUUUGCUUGAACCUGGCCAGAGCCCUUCCAGAGAGGCCUCCCGGCAGAAUCGUGGCCUGGUAGAUACGACGGCAAAUUCCUCUUUUGCCUAAACGUCUGCGACUUCGGUGUACCAUUUUUCUCUUCCCCAGCCUCGUGAAUAAGUGAAAGAGAGCAAAUAAAUGAAGAGAAUAUCAUUCAAA